UUUCCUGCGUAUUCCUGGGACCAGCCUGGCCACACUGCACACAGGUUUCUGGUUUGAAGAGGGUCCUGCAGCAGUUGUAGGGAGACAAUCCAGGGCAGCCUUCAGUAGUUGCCUCAGGACGAGGACCUCCCGAGACAGCCAUGGCCCUCCCUCGGCUCCUCUGCGUGUGGCUGCUGCUCGCAGGGACCCACGGUGUGGAAGAUGGGGACAUGCGUCUGGCCGACGGGGAGAGCGCCAACGAGGGCCGCGUGGAGAUCUUCUACAGAGGCCAGUGGGGGACGGUGUGUGACAACCUGUGGGACCUGACAGAUGCCACUGUUGUCUGCCGCGCCCUGGGCUUUGAGAAUGCCACCGAGGCUCUGGGCAGAGCCGCCUUCGGGCCAGGCGCGGGCCCCGUCCUGCUGGACGAGGUGGAGUGCACGGGGACAGAGUCGUCGCUGGCCGACUGCAGGUCCCUGGGCUGGCUCAGGAGCAACUGCAGGCACAACCAGGACGCCGGCGUGAUCUGCACCAACGAAACCAGCAGCGCCCACACCCUUGACCUGUCGUAUGAGCUCCCUGCGGCUCUGGAGCAGAUCUUUGACAGCCAGAGGGGCUGUGACCUGUCCAUCAGGGUGAGGGUGAAGGACGAGGAGGAGGGGGGCCUGGACAUGUGCGGCCACAGGCUGAUCCUGUCCACCAACCCCGAGGCCGAGGCCCUGUGGAGGGAGCCGGGCUCCACGGUCACCCUGGAGGUGGACGAAGAGUGCCUGCCUGUCGUCAGAGACUUCAUCAGGUACCUCUACUCCCGGAGGCUGGACGUGUCCCCGGCGGCGGUGAAGUGCUUCCACAAGCUCGCCUCCGCCUACGGGGCCUGGCGGCUGCAGAGCUUCUGCUCCAGCCUCUUCGCCGUCCUUCUCCCCGAGGACGCCUCCUUCCAGACGCCGCUAGACCUCUAUGCCUACGCACGGGCCACCCGGGACCCCGUGCUGGAGGCGCUGUGCCUGCAGUUCCUGGCCUGGAACUUCGAGGCCCUGACGCAGGCCGAGGCCUGGCCGGCCGUCCCCGCGGCCCUGCUGCGGGCCCUGCUCUCCAGGAGCGACCUGGCCGUGCCCAGCGAGCUGGCCCUGCUGACGGCCGUGGACGCGUGGAGCCAGGAGACGCAGCCCCCGCGCGGCGAGCUGGAAGGCGUGCUCCGCGAGGUGCGGUUCCCCAUGAUGCUGCCCGAGACCCUCUUCGAGCUGCAGUUCAACCUGUCCCUGUACGGGGCCCACGAGGCGCUCUUCCGGGAGCAGACCCUGCGGGCCCUGCAGUUCCACACGGUGCCGCUCCGGCUGCUGGCCCAGCACCGGGGCCUGAACCUCAGCGACAGCGCCUUCCAGCCCCGGCUCUACACCUCGCCCGCCUGGAGCGCCAACGUGUCUCGAGAGGCCCGGGCCGCGGCCCCCCGCUACCCGUACAAGGCCUACUGGGCCGAGCCCAGCUACCGCUACAACCCCACCCGGUCCUUCCAGACCCCGCAGCACCCCAGCUUCCUGUUCCGCAGCCGGCUGGUCUCCUGGUCCGCCGCGCACCUCCCCACGGUGCAGAGCUGCUGGAACUACGGCUUCUCGUGCAGCCCGGACGAGGUGCCCCUCCUGGGCCUCUCCAGGUACGACUCCUCGGAUCCCACCAUCGGCUACCAAAACAAAGCCCUGAUGCUCUGCGAGGGCCGCUUCGUGGCCGACGUCACCGAUUUCCUGGGGCAGAAGGCCCUGAUCCCCGACGCCCUGGGCACCAACGGCUCCAGGAGCGCUUCCGUCUUCCCCUGCCGGUCAGGGGCCUUCAGCGGCUUCCAGGUGGUCAUCCGCCCCUUCUACCUGACCAACGCCUCCGGCCUGGCCUAGGCCGCGCGGAAGCCAGGCGCCUCCGGGCCGCCGCCUUCCCACCGCCGCCGGCUGCCACCGGCCACCAGAGGGCCCUCCCGCUUUCCCGGAUGCCUCUGAGCUCAGAGAAGGUACUGGAAGGUUUCAAUAAUUCUCACCACCCGGCACAGAAGUCCCAGCCCCCCCUCCACCCCCCACCCCACCCCUGCACCCCCCACCCCAUCCCUCCACCCUACCCCCCACCCCAUCCCUCCGCCCCCCCACCCCCCA
This is a messenger RNA of Hyaena hyaena (striped hyena), 2114 nucleotides long. RefSeq names its product galectin 3 binding protein (gene LGALS3BP). Gene Ontology annotation, molecular function: protein binding. The transcript is spliced from 6 exons. Gene Ontology annotation, cellular component: membrane; extracellular matrix. The record is from RefSeq and is a predicted model, not a curated record. NCBI's taxonomy places the organism in Eukaryota, Metazoa, Chordata, Mammalia, Carnivora, Hyaenidae. The coding region runs from base 141 to 1865 and encodes 574 amino acids.